Molecule: messenger RNA, 2426 nt
Organism: Exophiala mesophila
Lineage: Eukaryota; Fungi; Ascomycota; Eurotiomycetes; Chaetothyriales; Herpotrichiellaceae
Exons: 1
Coding region: 129-2282 (717 amino acids)
Biological process (GO): lipid metabolic process
Molecular function (GO): triacylglycerol lipase activity
Source: RefSeq, a predicted model, not a curated record
CUAACAUCAUGCCACCCUAAGUUAAUGUAUCCUUCUACAACUACAUUAAAACACCUCAUUGACUCAAAUCUUUGAUGACGAACCGUGCAAGUUAAAGAAGUCUGUCAAGAACGUUUGAUGCAUUCAAAAUGCCAACCUUAGAAAAUGGGAACAAUCAAUCAAAUCCGGAGACAAAAACAAACUAUGACCCUCACUUAUUACCUGAUUUCGACAAGGAUUUCAUAAGUUCCCAAGAUCUAGAGAGCUUUGCAAAGGCUCUAACGGCCCCUACGACUGUCCCAGUCACCGCCUUGAACGACUGGAAGCCGAUUCACCAGCGGAUCAAGCGUGCUCGUGUUCGGCGCAAGCCACCUCAACGAUCCAAAGACGAAACCAGGGAGGGCUUUGUUUAUAGCAUUCUUUACUACCCCUUGCUGUUUCUCGUAUGUGGUUGGAUUGUCUUCCUUUUCAUCAUUUACAACCUCACUCGUUUCUACAUCUACCUCUACGAACACGUCUACACCUGGAGGGGCCGCCGCGAGACUCAUCGUCGUCGACUGCAAAACGCCAACACCUACCAAGAGUGGCUGACCGCCGCUCAUGAUCUUGAUGAAUACCUCGGCAACAAUGAGUGGAAGGAAUCCGACACCUACAGCUACUACAACAAUCACACCGUCGAGAGAGUGACGUCACAGCUGGUCGAGCUUCACAACAGAGCCCAGCAAGAACAUGAAAAUGGCAGAGAUGGAGUAGGUGGCCUCCCAGCGUUGGACGAGCUCAGACUGCUCCUUGAGAGUUGCAUCAAGAAUAAUUUUGUCGGGAUCGAAAACCCUCGACUCUAUAGCGAAACCUAUAUCGGAACAAAGCGGCUGAUACAGUCAUUUGUCGAUCAAGUCGAAAGCAGCCUCAAGCUCGUCCUAGACAGUGAUCGCAUCUCAGAAAGCGACAAGACCGGUUUCUUUCGGCAUCUUGAUCUCAACUAUGGGCGGUCUGCAUUACUUCUUUCCGGCGGUGCCAGUUUCGCUUAUUACCACUUUGGCGUCAUCAAAGCCUUGCUUGACGCAGGCGAGCUUCCAGAAAUCAUCACUGGAACCUCAGGAGGUGCCCUGGUGGCUGCUCUAGUGGCCACCCGGACUGAUGAAGAGCUCAAACAGCUUCUAAUUCCUGCCCUUGCCUACCGCAUUCGUGCGUGUCAUGAGGGCUUUACGACAUGGGUGAGGAGGUGGUGGAGGACAGGUGCCCGUUUCGACUCGCUUGAUUGGGCAAAGCAGUGCUCUUGGUUCUGCUAUGGCUCACUUACCUUUCGAGAGGCCUUUCAGCGAACUGGUCGGAUCCUGAAUGUCACCUGUGUGCCCUCGGAUCCCCACUCUCCGACGCUCCUUAAUAAUCACAUCACGAGUCCUGACUGUGUCAUCUGGUCGGCUGUCUUAGCAUCAGCCGCAGUCCCGGGCAUAUUGAAUCCAAUAGUCCUCAUGAGGAAGACCAAAGACGGUCAGCUGGUCCCAUACUCCUUUGGCAACAAGUGGAAAGAUGGAAGCUUGAGAACAGACAUACCCCUCAAGGCGCUCAACAUUCACUUCAACGUCAACUUCUCUAUCGUAUCUCAAGUCAAUCCCCACAUAAACCUAUUUUUUUUCUCCCCGAGAGGAUCACCUGGUCGACCAGUCACUCAUCGCAAAGGCCGAGGAUGGCGUGGCGGCUUCCUUGGCUCGACGAUAGAAACGUCCGUCAAGCUGGACUUGCAGAAGUAUCUGAAAAUCCUCCGACACCUCGAGCUGUUGCCCAGGCUGAUGGGCCAAGAUUGGAGCGAGAUCUGGCUUCAAAGAUUCUCCGGUACUGUAACCAUUUGGCCAAAAACCAUCAUCAGCGACUUUUGGAACAUUUUGAGCGAUCCUAGCCCUCAAACACUAGACAGAAUGCUCAAGGUCGGGGAGCGGAGUUGUUGGCCCAAGAUCCGUUUCAUUUCCAACCGGAUGAAAGUCGAACGGGUCAUCCUCGAAGGUUUGCGGCGGGCUGGUGUCGCUGACGAGGGACACCGCUUUAUCAAUCCGGCCCAUGAACAGCAGGCACAGGAAGCAUUACUCCGUGCGAGAAGGCAGACCAACAAUAGCGUUUCCUCCACCGAUGAAGAAGGCGUCGAAAUUCUUGCACCAUCGCCUCGACGGCCCAGCACCAUUCUCGAAGAGCUCAGCCGUCAAGCAUCGGUGCUAUGGAAUUCUGACAGCGAAGGGGAAGAUGACGAUGGCACGAGUGUAACGGAUGAUGAGAAUCUCAGGGCUUCAGCCAGAAAACACGACCAGUGAGUGAAAUAGAGUCAGGUUUCCCUCGACGUUUCAACCAAGACAAGUUUCAAGACUUCAGCGAAAAGUUCGAACGCUCAUCGAUGAUGACAUUGUAUUAAAUUCGUAUCAAUAGCCUAGCGUUAAAUUGAAGAUUAUUGUUCAAGA